UGCUUGAGUACCCGGCCGCAUCGGGGGAUUAUUUCUAUUUUUUUUUCUUCUUCUUUUUUUUCGGCAGGUGUGCUGUUGGAUCGAACAAGUUUCCAAUCGAACUAGUCACAUCUUGCCCGACUUGCGACGUGGCGGCAUGCAACCAAACGGGCUCUGCCGGUAUUUGAGUACAAACAGCUCACACCCCUUUCGCAUUCGCAGCUCCCAAACACGAAAACCUAUUUCAUGCUCGAGAUGCAGCGAGCGCAUCAAGCGUCCCAAGCUCCGAUUCUCCUCUCCGUGGUCCGUGGCUUAUGGAUUUCACAUUCCCAUCGGAUCGGACGGCUUAAUUAAUCAGAGAACCUUCGUCGCUCCAGUCGUCACGUUGCUUACAGUGUGCGCUUGCGUCAUGGUAUUAAGCCAGCGCGGGUGCAGAGUACACACCCCCACGAAAUGUUUGGCUCCCGUCAACUUCACCAUAUUGAUGAUGGGCUGCCGAUCGGAGCGGCCGGCAGUCUGUCGAAACGAUACCAACAGGGCCAGCCUCCCCUUCAUCCCGGUCUCAAGAGAAGCUGUUUAUCAACUGUCGAGAUGGCAUAUCAUAAAUUUCAUGGCAGUCCGUGCUGUGAGCCGGAGAGGAUAGUAGUUGGCUUCUUUUAGGAUGUCCCACUGGCCCAAUUGCUUCAGUCUUCGUAUCUGACAUGCUGAUGUGGAUAGGCCACUGUUGCUACGCACGAAAGAAGAGGUGCUCUGCUCUGUAACACAAUGUUGCAGCAUCUCCCGCCAUUCGGAUUGCG
Colletotrichum navitas is the source of this 776-nucleotide messenger RNA. RefSeq lists its product as uncharacterized. The coding region runs from base 137 to 622 and encodes 161 amino acids. The transcript has a single exon. NCBI's taxonomy places the organism in Eukaryota, Fungi, Ascomycota, Sordariomycetes, Glomerellales, Glomerellaceae. The record is from RefSeq and is a predicted model, not a curated record.